CGCCCCGCGGAUGAGUCAGGCCGGGCCGGGCGGGCGGUGGCGGCGGCGCACCUGGCCCCCGGCCCCCGGGCGCACGCGGGAGGCACCAGGAAGUUUCCCGCGCGGCGGCAGCGACAGCAGCCCCCGAUGCACGCCCGCAACCGCCGGCCCUGGAGCGGCGCCGCCAUGCAGCCCGGCGGGCAGGGCAGCCCGGAGCCGGCCCGGGGCAAGCGGCUGAGCGUGGGCGAGCUGCGCUCGCUGUUCGAGGCUCGCUGUGCCGCCGCGGGGGAGCUGCCCGACGCGGCCAAGCGGAGCCGGCGGCCCCGCAACGGGGUGCUGCAGCCCGUCAUCCCGCGCCUCACCGUGACCGUGACCGCCGAGCCGGCCGAGGAGGCGGCGGGCGGCGGCGGCCCGCAGGGGCCGGCGGGGGGCGGCUGGCUGCGCACGGACAGCUCGCCGCACCGCCUGCAGGGCCGCCGCCUCUCCACCUCCUCGCUCUCCUCUACCGGCUCCUCCUCGGUGCUCGAGGACUCCGAGGACGACCUGCUGAGCGACACGGAGGGCAGGAGCCAGGGCAUCGUGCACCUGGAGCACGGCGAGGACACCAACCAGAAAAAAUCAUGGCAGACUAUUAAAACUAUGGUCAACUUGCCAGUCAUCAGCCCCUUCAAGAAGCGCUACUCCUGGGUGCAGCUGGCUGGACACACAGGCAGCUUCAAAGCAGCUGAUAGUGGAACUAUUCUGAAGCGCUUCUCUGAGAAUGAGAAGGAGUGUUUUGAGCGACUGAUGAAAGAUCUCCUGUGCUCCUGUGUCCCUGCCUUCCAUGGCAUGGUGGAGAGAGAUGGCGAGAGCUACAUUCAAUUGGAUGACCUGCUUAAUGAGUUUGAAGGGCCUUGUGUAAUGGACUGUAAAAUGGGGAUCAGGACAUACCUAGAGGAGGAGUUGACUAAAGCUCGUGAAAAGCCAAAGCUCCGUAAGGACAUGUACAAGAAAAUGAUUGAAGUGGACCCUCUCGCACCCACAGCUGAGGAGAACGCACAGCAUGCUGUGACCAAGCCUCGUUACAUGCAGUGGAGGGAGACCAUCAGCUCCAGUGCCAACCUGGGCUUCAGGAUUGAAGGGAUUAAGAGGGCUGAUGGGACUUGUAACACAAACUUCAAAACGACCAAGACACAGGAGCAAGUUUUCCAGGUUUUCAUGGAAUUCAUUGAGGGCAACACAGCAAUUCUGAAAAAAUACCUCAGGCGUCUGCGUGAAAUCCGCACUAUCCUUGAGUCCUCGGACUUCUUUAAACGACAUGAGGUCAUUGGAAGUUCACUACUCUUUGUGCAUGAUAGCAACAGGAAUGCCAAUGUGUGGCUGAUUGAUUUUGGAAAGACCACCCUUCUUCCUGAUGGGCAGACUUUGGACCACAGGAUCCCCUGGCAGGAAGGCAACCGGGAGGAUGGAUACUUGUUGGGAUUGGACAAUUUGAUUGAUAUCUUGGAAAGUAUCACCGAAAGAUGAGAGAACUGGCACAAACUCACAGGGCUGCUUUCUAACCUACCGCUGUACUGGGAUCUGUCAGUUAAAGGGAGCCUCUUAAACUCCCUUCAAACUCCUGGGUUAUUGCAUUGCAGAGGGAGCUGCUUUCAGAACCAGACUAAGUGAUCAAAAUGUCUCUGCACAGCCCUCUGUGAAACAGUGACUUGGGAUUGGUCCUCAGUGCAUCUUACUAACUUCAUAUUGGUCCUCGGCAGUCUCCAAACUCAGGAACCAAACCAGUAUGAGUAAAGGAAGUUUGUAUAGUAGAUCAGAGUGACUCUGGUGUCAAAUCUGCCACAGUGACUAAAUUGCCAUUUAAUGAACCAGCGCAAACGCUAGGCUGCUUUGAGGUGUGGUAAGGGAUAAACAGAAUUCUCCAAUGAAUGGCUGGAUUGUUUCCUCCAAGUCCCAUCUUGCUGUGUAUGCCCAAAUCAGGCAGGUCCAGCCCCAGCUGCUAUAUUACAUUACAGGGGUAUACAAGGUGGGAAGUGAGGUCUAGGAAUCAUUGGGCCAAGUGGUGUGAUGGUUAUUAGCGGUGACUGCAUAAAUAUAUGCACAUGACAGCUGCUGUUAACUUUUAUUUCUGCUCCCUCCUCCUCCUUACCUGCAUUUCUGUCUGAGAACAUCCUGACCCCUUUUUCAGGUCCCUUUGAAAAAAAUUACAAGCACUCAAGUAAGAGCACAGUAUCCCAUUGCCUCUAACAAUGCUUGACUUUUCAACUGGGCAGGAUGUUUCAGAAGCCAAUGAUACAAUGCUGGCUUCUUGUAACUGGAUGGAUAGUAGCAGCUUUUUAGCCAUGGGUUUGGAGGACAAUUAUUUUUCCAAACGAUUUCUGGAGACAAAAUGGGAUCCCUGUAAAUUCUAGUAACCCAGUGCUCAGCAUGUUGCUUUACACCAAAGCUUUGGCUCCUCCCAUAUGUGGGACACAUCUUUUGGGUGUCCCAUUCUUCCUUUUACCACACUGUGCUUCAGUACAUAGACUGCCUGGCAGAGAUCAGGAAAGAAACAUUUCUCCAUAAAUAGCAUUGCACAACUGACGAGAUGGUUUACAGGCAUUCUUUCUCUAAAGCAUUAGGCAUCAGCCAUUUUGGAAAGCAGGAUACAGCAUUAGCUGUACAUUAGCUAACAACUAUUAGCUAGAGAAGAGAUCUAACUGAUCUGUCCUGUCCCCUGAUCUAUGACUGGGGCUCCUAGGUGCUAUCCCCAACACACAUACCUUUAAUAUCCCUGGGCCAGAUCAUAUUCCACUUAACAGGUGUCUAAGUGUGAUCCUAUUCCACCUUGUUUGAAUCCUUGAAAAACUUUUCACGUGCCUAGUUUUUGGAACAUGCCAUCAUCUUAGCCUUAAGACUAAGUCACAAGAAACAGCAAGGAGAAGGUGAGGGCUUAUUCACCUUCUGUGUUAAUCUUUUCCCCCAGACUUGAGCAGGAUGGAAUAGGAUGGCAUUUGGGCAGUAAGUCCACAUAGGUGUUUAAUAAGUAGAAUAGGAUCUGGCCUCCUGUGUUCAGCCCACAUGUAAUUCUAAUUUUAGCCAUCUGGCAGUACAGUUUCCAAGGUGACACUCAGUCACAGAACAAGUCUGUGCUGUUAAGACUUGAUUUAGAGUUUAAAAGUGGCUAAGCAACAUAAAUGGAGUGGAAGUCACUCUUGUCAAUACAGUCCAGAUUGGAAGGGAUUUUGGCAGUUUUGAAAUACCUGAAAGUAGUUGCAUGCUUGAGUAGGAAAUCACUACACCAACAAUCAUUGCAAAAUGGGGCAAAUGAGACCAUUUAUAGCUACGUGUAUGUGUGAUGGUUGGAACCAGGGCUGAGAAGUUUACGAUAACUUUUAAAGGAAGCCACUGAUACACGUACUGGGGAUUGGAGGCUACUUAGUAAGGUCAAAGUUAAUUUCAUUACAAUGAAAAGAGAAUCGGUGUUAAAAAUGCUAUCCUUCUCAGUUAUGAACCAGAAGCUCAGUCUGACAGCAUACUAAGGAACUGUGUUGGGAGCAAUUACAUUUGUCAACAUUUCUCACCAAAUAAUGGCUUAAAAUCUGACUUUCUUUUUAAAUAUUGUAAACUUAAACCUGUUCUCUGUGAAUUAUUCACUUGGACUUUUCACAUAGUUUGUGUUCAGUGAAAAGAACUAUUAUUGAUCUGAAAAAUAUAGGUUUGCUUCAAAAAGGAUUGGAUUUCAAGAAACUCAGACUCUUUUUCAAGCCGAACUGGCCUUUGUUCAGAAACCAGGAAUGCUUUUAUUCCAGAAGUCUCCAAAUUGCGAAGUUCUGUAAGGUAGCAAAUGGGUCCAUAGUGAAUUUUAUGGAAAAAAAAAUUGUGAAAAUGUUUUCCUAUUAUCCUGCAACCCAGAAAUGGACAGUUUUGCUGCCGGUGAGUAAACAGAAUGGGUGAUAGACUAGGAAAUACAAGUAAUUCUCUGCCACUUGCAUCCAAAAGUUCUUAUUGGAAUGAGUUACAGAACAUCCCCUUAAUGUACCUUUGUUUUCAAACAGCCUAACAGGGGCGGGGGGGAGGCAAGUGUAAUAAAACUAGAGAAAUUAGAGAACUUCUUUUAGGUCCCAUGGUUUAUCUCCCUGCAAUUGCAAAACUUUUCCCUAAUGCACAUCUCCUAGUACCCUAUUUCGUCUAAUUUUAAUUGGCACAAGAGUUAAACUUAUUUUCUCUUUUACUAUACAUACCAGCAGGCGGGGUCCGUGCAACCUGUUGCUCUAGGGGAGAAAGAAUUGGCAAUGAAUUUUCUGUGAACAGUUUGAGAAACAGAGAGGUAGGUUGAUCAAGUCCUAGAGUUUGCUAGGUCCACUGUACAUUUGUACACUUCCAACCACCAAGGAAAGGCAACAUGUAAACAAGUGGUCCCAAAAGUGCUGUUAGCCAAAAAAGGUUGUUUGGCAAUGCAAAGCCUCAGAGAAAUAGGAUAAUAUUUCUCCUACUUCUGUUCUGCAUAGGAAGUAAUUCAUGCCUGUGAAUUAGUUGAAGAGGACAACAAAAAGAACAGCAUUACUACAAGAGGCACUGGGCUAUGAAACUAAGUCCAGUUCAAUAUGACAGUUGUAGCAAGGUUGCCCUUUUUGGAUUAUCUCAGGACUUGUGAAGAAGAGUCUGUUUGGAACCUCAGUUCUUGCUGAUAUUGUUUUUCAGACAUGUACAGUUUGCUUAAAGCAUGCCCAGAAACACUUAAGCCCAUCCUUCUUUCUUGUGACAAAGUAUUUAGCAGAAUUUGCAGAUUUGUUGAAAUAUGACAGGGCCAUGCUGUAAGUGCUUCUGCUGUGGCCUUGGACUUGUGACUUCAGGGCUGUCAACCAUGAGCUUUAGCACCUGUGCUGCCCCAGCCCUCACCUGAGUCCUGAUGGUGCUGAACUGUUCAGCAUACAGAUCAUGCUCAAGUCUUGUCACAGUCUGCAAAACAGGCAUUCCUCCAACUCUGUCUCCUGUGGGGCCUGAUCUGGUAGUCAUUCUUCAAGCCUUUGUGCUGCACAGAACACAACCUUGCAGUUUCAAAACCUUACUCAUCUUCCACUUUCAAGGUGAAUGAUGUGGCAACAGAGUAUUUUGGGAUGGGGCUUUCUUAGUUCUUCCUGUUGAAGGCUUUUUGUUUUGUAUGUUUUCAGUGAGACAACUCAGUGAUGAGGACAUUCACCAGGCAAAGGGGAAACCUGAGUUUACUGAAGCAAGGACUGGAAUAAAGUACAUUAUAGUGAUCAUGUUGCUGUCACCAACAUCAGCUCCACCUCCCUCUAUUGCCGCUCUUCAGUAAUGGCUACUUUAGGCCCUUACCUCCAGUUAGGUUCUUUCCUGCAGCCCAGAGUAAGGUGCUUAAAGUCUAGAGAAGAGAAGGGCUUAAAACAUCUCAGCAUUUCCUGUAGUCUCUCACAGCCCAAUGCCCCGAUUGUUGCAAUUAGGUUUUCUGGAUCCUGCUCUAAGGUACUUCAUUCUCCCCAUGCAUUGCAAAAGGAGCCUGGGAACCUGUCAUGGGGCCAUGAAUUCAGCUAAGCAGCAAGAUGCCUGAUAGGUGCUGCAGUGCUCCAUGUUGAAACACCUAUGCUUCUUUAAGAAGCUAUUCCCAGGUCUCCUAGAUUAUUUUCCAUUUUUGCGACUUACUUGUUCUAUGGCCAUGGACAACCUUUCUAUGGCUCAGUUUCCCCAUCUGUAAAAUGGGAACAAUACCUCCCUCACAGGGAUGGUGUGAGGCUUCUUUAAUAAAUGUUUGAGAGAGAGAGGUGGGUGGAAGGUGCAAUACAGAAAGAAAUUAACAAAGAGAUGCUUCAAAUGAAUUUAGAAACAGCAAUUUGUAUUAACCCCUGAAGAAAGCAAGUACAAAUUGAAGUCCCUUUCAAAAUGUGAUAUGGUGGGGAGAAUUUGCUUAGGACCUGAUGCAAUUUCUGUUGAAGUCAAUGGAAAGAAUUAUAUGGGAGUUGGACCAAAUCCUGAAAUAGUUCAGAGGGCCCAUGCUAAUCUUUUUGUAUUAUUACUAUUGCUACUACUGUUGUUUUGUUACCAAGAUGCUGAGAUCAAAUGGCCUGCAUCCUUCCCUGUGCAUCGUUUUUAACACUACAAUGCAAUGGCAACCAUGGUCAUUUUUGACGUUUUGACUGUAUUGGUUGAACAUUUGUUUUUCUGAGGUAUGCUACCAAAUAAAUGAGAUUGGAAAAAAAAAUACAUGCUA
Alligator mississippiensis (American alligator) is the source of this 6166-nucleotide messenger RNA. It is a transcript of the gene ITPKA, whose product is annotated as inositol-trisphosphate 3-kinase A. The transcript is spliced from 7 exons. Gene Ontology annotation, cellular component: nucleus; cytoplasm. Gene Ontology annotation, biological process: inositol phosphate biosynthetic process. Lineage: Eukaryota; Metazoa; Chordata; Crocodylia; Alligatoridae. The record is from RefSeq and is a predicted model, not a curated record. The coding region runs from base 127 to 1485 and encodes 452 amino acids. Gene Ontology annotation, molecular function: inositol tetrakisphosphate kinase activity; inositol-1,4,5-trisphosphate 3-kinase activity.